UGCUAGCAAACCUCAUUAGUCAAACCAUCGUCUUUGAGUUUGGAGCUGCUACUUUUAAACUAGCAGGCCCUAAAAUACAAUGUUUCAAAUGGUUCGUGGCAAUUUUUUUCUUUCUUCGACCCAGAAGCUGCUAUCUGAGUUAAAAUGGGCGCGACAAGCAACAACGGCAGGGUCUGCUGCUUCCCAUAUGAUGAAAGCUAAUCAUCAAAGGGCAGGAGGAAGGUCAAAAGUUAAGGUGUAUAGAAAUAAAAGAAAGAAUCUUACAAAAGCAGAAAGGAUUGUGCCUGAAAAAGCAGACUGGCCAAGCAUCUUUGCUGUUGCCCAAUCAUUCAAUCCAGCAAUUGUCCCAUUGCCAAUACGCAUGGGUAGGGCCCGUCCAAACAGAAUUGGUGACAUUCCUCCGGUUGCUCAAGGAAAUAUAGAGCUGCUCAAGAUUCCAAAUUUUUUCCACCUUACUCCACCUGCUAUUCAAAGACAUUGUGAAGCUCUCAAAACCUACUGCACACCGUGGCCAGAAGAUAUUGGCAACAAGCCAGUCAGAAUUGUAACAAAUAAUUACAUAUAUUCUGGUCCGUCAAUUCGACAUCCAGCUUCCAAGAAAGUCACUUUGAAGGUUUACCUGAAGGACUUAGAUCUUGACGAUCAUGCCAGAACAAAAAUGAUUCUACUUGCUGGUCCUGAGAGAUACUGUAAAAAUACAGAUGAGCUAUCAAUCAGCGAAGACAGGUGUCCAACAAGGCAACAGAACAAAGAAUACGCUUUUUAUCUUUUAGCAGCUUUGUAUCAAGAAUCUUGGAAAACUGAAGAUUGGGAAAAUGAAAAGCCUGAAGAACUAGCAUUAUAUGAUCUACAAGAAAGAAUAUCUGAUUUGCUGAAAUCCCCGAUAAAACUGAAAGAAAAACUGAUAAUUCGAAGGAACCAGAAACGACCUAUCAAUGGCCAACUCAUACGUUUCAAUCGCCAUGGUAAAGCAUUUGUCGUCGAAAAUAGAAAAUAUGGAAUUUAUGGGCCUCCUUCAGAGGUCGAUAAAGUUGCUAUCGCGGAGGAAUGGGAGAAGAUUAAGUCAUAAUGUGCAGUCACUAAAGAAAUUAAUCUGGCAAAAUUGUUUCUAGACUCAAUAGUUGUUGAUGCAGAUAUUGAAGAUAUAGUUCGAUUUUUUAUCAGUUACUUCAGUAUUGCUCAUCAAUGCGAUAUUAGGAUUACGUAAGAAUUGGA
Messenger RNA from Rhopilema esculentum, 1215 nucleotides. RefSeq names its product small ribosomal subunit protein mS35. Gene Ontology annotation, cellular component: mitochondrial small ribosomal subunit. Gene Ontology annotation, biological process: mitochondrial translation. Gene Ontology annotation, molecular function: structural constituent of ribosome. The record is from RefSeq and is a predicted model, not a curated record. Lineage: Eukaryota; Metazoa; Cnidaria; Scyphozoa; Rhizostomeae; Rhizostomatidae.